GCAGCCCCAGUGCUGGGCAUUCAUUGUGCUGGGCGCAGGAACCAGAUAAAGGACCCAGCAGCCCUGGCCCCGGGCCCCUGAGCCUGCUGACUGCCCCUGACCCCCCCCGUUCCUGUGUGUGCUGGGACUGGCCCUCAAGCCGUGAAGAUGGAGGAUUACGAUUUCCUCUUCAAGAUCGUUCUGAUCGGGAACGCCGGGGUCGGGAAGACCUGCCUCGUCCGGCGAUUCACUCAGGGUCUCUUCCCCCCCGGUCAGGGGGCCACCAUCGGGGUGGAUUUUAUGAUAAAAACGGUGGAGAUAAAAGGUGAAAAGAUAAAGCUGCAGAUUUGGGACACCGCGGGGCAGGAGAGGUUCCGCUCCAUCACUCAGAGUUAUUACCGAAGUGCCAACGCUUUGAUCCUGACUUAUGACAUCACCUGCGAGGAAUCGUUCCGCUGCCUUCCGGAAUGGCUGAGGGAGAUAGAGCAGUACGCCAACAAUGAGGUCAUCACCGUGCUUGUGGGUAAUAAGAUCGACCUGGCAGAACGAAGGGAGGUCUCGCAGCAGAGAGCUGAAGAGUUUGCAGAGUCCCAAAAAAUGUAUUAUCUAGAAACCUCCGCCAAAGAGUCAGACAACGUGGAGAAGCUUUUCCUGGACUUGGCCUGCCGCCUGAUCGGCGAGGCGCGGCAAAACGCGCUGGUCAACAAUUUGGACUCCUCGCUGCCGGGAGAAGGGAAAACCAUCAGUUAUUUGAACUGCUGUAAUUUCAAUUAGAUCCGGAAACGGCGAGAAAACGAGUGGGGAGGAAAAACAAACAAACCCCGAAACACUCGGAAUGGGCCGAGGUCCCCUCUCUGCGAGGGUCGUUCUUGUAUUGACCUUCUGACAUCUGCCCCGGGUCGGGUUUAAGCAUGGAGGGCCGCAUGCCUUUUUUCCCCCCCGCAGGUCACCAUAGCGAGGCAGAGUAUGGUUUCUGGAGGAGGCGCGCCGCUCAGCCGCUCAGAGUGUUUUUAACAAAAAAAAGACAAAACCUGUACAGAUUUAACCAGACGGGGAGGCUUUUUUUCUAAUAAAUAGAAAAGUAAUUUUAAGGACAUGAAAAAAAAAAAAACUUUUUGCGUGUUUAUAAGAAAAUGAGAACCCUGAAUAUAUUCUCUGCUUCCGU
Molecule: messenger RNA, 1144 nt
Organism: Spea bombifrons (plains spadefoot toad)
Lineage: Eukaryota; Metazoa; Chordata; Amphibia; Anura; Pelobatidae
Gene: RAB30
Product: RAB30, member RAS oncogene family
Exons: 5
Coding region: 148-753 (201 amino acids)
Biological process (GO): Rab protein signal transduction
Cellular component (GO): trans-Golgi network
Molecular function (GO): GTP binding; GTPase activity
Source: RefSeq, a predicted model, not a curated record